Trachymyrmex cornetzi is the source of this 4396-nucleotide messenger RNA. RefSeq names its product hippocampus abundant transcript 1 protein. Gene Ontology annotation, biological process: transmembrane transport. The record is from RefSeq and is a predicted model, not a curated record. The transcript is spliced from 7 exons. Gene Ontology annotation, cellular component: membrane. Gene Ontology annotation, molecular function: transmembrane transporter activity. NCBI's taxonomy places the organism in Eukaryota, Metazoa, Arthropoda, Insecta, Hymenoptera, Formicidae. Bases 1759 to 3375 code for a protein of 538 amino acids.
GGUUAGAACUCCGAGUCCGGAGACUCCGGAGUUAGCUCGAAGAGAUUAUACGGUUGAAUCGUCAAGCGGUGACGUUGGGGAGGGGAUGAGAGACCAGUUGGAGCAGUUGCGAUGCGGAGGUUUGAUUCCCCGCGUGAACCGUCCCGCGCGACGUGAAUGGACCGCGCGAGGGAUUGACGGCGCGUCGGCUGGAUCUCGGCUGGAAAUAUGUGAUCGUCCGAGAUCUCUCUCGCCGUAGCUGCCGCCGUAUACGCGAACGGCCCGACGCCGACCCGUGGUUUCCAAGAAUAGAGAUACGAGACAGGGGGUGACAAGGAGAGGGGGUGAGAGACCGAGGGGGAAAGAGACGGGAGGAAAGAGAAGACUCCGUCCGCGGCGCAAAGCCGCUCCGGUCGCACGAGGAGACUGGAGAAGACUCCCCGGAUCGGACAGGAGCGGACGUCGAUCGUCGCGCGUUGCCGACCUGCAGGGAGUGGAGUGCCCAAUCGCCGACCUCGCGUCCCCGCGGAUCUCUCUGUGACGUCACGCGCGUCGCGACCGUGCGCGCGAUCGGAUCAAGGCAUCAAGGCAUCAAGGCCGCGCGCGCGACUCGCGAGUCGACUCCCCGGACUCGGGGACUCGGGGACUCGGGGAAGCCAGCAGCGUCCCAACGAUAUCGUUCACCUCGUGCUCUCCGUUUAUCAUGAAGGUGAAUCUCUGUUACGAGCAGAGGUAUGCGUGAAAAAUACCACUCGACUUUUCCAAGCUUCACCAAGUCGGGGCUGUAACUCCUUUACUUUUACUCUUCGGAUCUCGUAUAUUCUUGCCAAGAAAUCUAAUGACGCCACUGAUUUGGCACUGUACAACUGUCUGGCGAGACAGCGUUACAGGACUAAUUAUGUCAUAUGACUCGAUAAUCAUGGAAUUAUUUUUAAGAAAUAUAUAAUAAAAUACGCGCAUUGAGAGAGUGAAUGGAUUUUAAGAGGAUGCUGUGGAAGAUUGCGCUAACUUGAGUCUUGCACUGCCAUAAUAAAGUUCAAAACGUUGACAACCGAUUGUCAGAAAGAUUGAUUAUGUCACGUUCUCGUAAAUAUAAUUGCAAACGAGGAAGCGCGGAGUGACAGCAGAGUGACUUAUUGUAUCUCACGAUUGAAUAAUAUUUCUUACUUAAACCUCAACAAAGCAGAGUGUACAUAAGGAGCCUUGUAAAUAAUAUUUGCAAAAUAAUAGUAAAUAGAUGUAAAAGCCGACAGUUUCAUUGAAAUGAUAUAAAUCGUUAAUCAAAGUUUUGUAUUAACAGGCAUUAUCGAUAAUAGAUAUAUCGAUAAUAGAUAUGAGAAACAAAUAUAUAAUGAAGACAGAUAUACUGUCUUCAUUGUAACAAUCUCGUUUGUAAUGCAAAUAUAACGUCGGCAAAUCAAACGGUCAUGACAAUAUGACUGAAGAGACUAUUUACAAAAUAAUUAGGAUAAGAUGUAGUGGAAUGCACAACACAAUACACGCAUUUCAGUCAUGGUGCAAUAUCACUAUUUUAGAUGUUACAUUAUAAAAGCUAUGAAAAAACAUGCGGACUUGACGAUCCAAGCAAACGAACUACAAAUAAUAUUGAAUCACAAAUUAAAAUUUAAUACAGAACUGUGGAAACAGUGCGCUAUUAUGACAUUAAGAGAAGAUUAUCUAUCUUUUUAUCGCAUACUUGUAAGCGGAAUGACGACAAAAGUAUCGAUUAAAACGUGAGAAUAUGAGAGGAAAUAUACAUAGCGACAUUUUUUAGGGGUCAUGCCCCCUGGGGCAAGCAGUGGAACAGAGGGCUUGGGCCCGACCUGUUCUGAAAUACAUAACAAUCAAGAUCAUGCCACAGCCAAACUCACACCUCCCCCUACAUUCGUUCAACAAUGCUACAGACACCUCAAGAGUUCUGGUGUUGGCGAAGCGAGCGUCUAUCAUGCAUUGGUUGUAAUAUUUCUGGAAUUCUUCGCAUGGGGACUAUUAACCAUGCCUAUUAUUAGGGUACUGAAUGAAACAUUUCCGGAUCACACGUUCCUGAUGAAUGGCUUGAUAAUAGGAAUCAAAGGAAUCUUGUCUUUUCUUUCUGCGCCACUGAUUGGUGCUCUCUCUGACGUAUGGGGUCGAAAAUUUUUUUUACUUAUCACAGUGGCCUUCACAUGCGCACCAAUUCCCCUAAUGAGCAUUAAUACAUGGUGGUUUUUUGCCAUGAUUUCCAUCAGUGGCGUAUUCGCUUGCACAUUCUCAGUGGUGUUUGCAUACGUUGCGGAUGUAACAGAAGAAAAUCAAAGAUCACUAGCGUAUGGUUUGGUGUCAGCAACUUUUGCUGCAAGUAUGGUAAUAAGUCCAGCUUUGGGAGCUUAUAUUAUGAAGACUUAUGGAGAAAAUCUUGCCGUAGCAUUAGCAACUGCUAUCGCAGUCUUGGAUGUGUUUUUCAUACUAGUGGCUGUACCUGAAAGUUUGCCUGAAAAAACACGUCCACCAGCACCUAUAUCAUGGGAGCAAGCUGAUCCAUUUGCUGCUCUUGGAAAGGUUGGAAAAGACCAUACUAUUUUAAUGCUGUGUGUUACUGUGUUCCUGAGUUACCUCCCUGAAGCAGGACAAUAUAGUUGUAUAUUCGUUUACUUAAAAUUGGCUAUGGGUUUUUCUAAUCUCAUGGUAGCAAUAUUUAUCGCCGUGGUAGGCAUCUUGAGUGUGGGAGCGCAGAUUGUAUUAGGACCCUUAAUGAGAACACUCGGCAGCAAACAUACUAUAAUGCUCGGUCUGUUAUUUGAAAUGUUACAGCUCAUGUGGUAUGGAUUCGGCUCACAAACAUGGAUGAUGUGGGCUGCUGGAGUACUUGCUUCUGUAUCAAGCAUUACGUAUCCCGCGAUUUCCGCAUUCGUAUCCAUGCAUUCUGAUGCUGAUAAACAAGGAUUAGUGCAAGGUAUGGUAACUGGGAUGCGUGGUCUCUGCAAUGGACUUGGACCUGCUAUGUUCGGUGUCAUAUUCUACCUUUUUCAUGUUGAUCUUAACGACGACACACCCAAUCUCCCUUUGAAACCGUCGUUUGUAGACGAAAACAACAGAACGGGAACUAGUACACAUCUUGACAUAAUGCCUCAGGUACAUACAUUAUAUCUGCAGCUUGUACCAGGGCCGCCGUUCGUAUUUGGUGCGUUACUUGUGAUCUGCGCGCUACUAGUAGCCGCAUUUAUUCCUGAAUCAAAUACAAUGUCAACAGGAUCGUUGCAUCACCCAUCCACUUCCCGGAGGCCCUCCGGUAAAUACGCAUAUCAGAAAUGUUUGUCCUUGGACGUUCAAUAUGAGGCAGACCGAGUAGGAAGUGGAAGAGGAAAGAUCGGUCCGCUAUCACCACUAGUCGACAAUUGUAACUCCGCCGCGCUAUAAUGUCUAUUGAAAAAUGUAAGACAAGCCAUAUAGUACACGACGAGAAUACUUUAGCCAAGCGGUAAAACUUCACCCUUAAUCAGAGGUGAAAAGGUCGUUACUGUGAAAUGCACCUGAUUCGAUCAGGCGACUGUAAUAGAGUUGUCUAUAUUGUAUUAUACUAUUUGUUUAAGACAGUAACUAAGCUUGAUUUUAGGACUUAUCGAUGGAACUUAAUGUUUAGGUUGUGACAAACAAUUUGCACAAGCAGUGCUUGUGCGAUAAUACCGUGGGUUGAUCUCAGAGUCGAGUAUAAUCGUACUACAAGCGUGUUGCGAAAAACGUAACAUUAAAUUAGAUCUUCCUUUUCAAGAUUCUUGCGCCGACUAUUCAAUCAGAUGUAACAAUUUUAUGCGAAGUAAAAUCAAUGACUCUUUACGCAGCUCGCCAACGGCACAAAACAUCAAUGAAAACUGAAAACCUGUAUUUUACUAGAGUUAUCUUAUGAAUAUUUGAUCCUUUACUUUGAUGUCGUAUCCUUUUCUUUUGUUACUAAUUUAUAUUAUCACAUUUUAUAUCAAGUGCUAAUGUAAAUUGUGCAACAUAUUUUUGCAUCUCCGUACAUUCGUAGCACUAGAAAUAGCUUUUACACAUUCCUUGUAAGCAUAAUUUUUGUAUACAAAAGCAGCAUUAAUUGACAAUUGAAAAGGAUGCAAAUUCUUUAAAUCGUAUUUUCCUUUUGUACAGGUAUGAUAUAGUAAUUAUUACUUAUCAUUCUUGUAUGUCAUAAUUUAUCUAAUAUUCAUAGAUCAUGCGACUUAUUUCUUUUUGCACAAACUAUUUAUUUUAAUUCAUAGAAACUAUAAAUAUAACGAGAAAGGCCUCAAUGCUAGGAACAAGUUAUACAAAGUGAUAGUUUGUCAUUUAAAGACAAUGGUAGACAUUAACACUAUGAGUAAAAUGAAAUAUUAAAUUAUUAAUUGAGAAUCAAUAGUUCUCUUAAAUUAUGUGUGUUAUAAUCGGAAUCACAUUGAUGUUAAAA